Cajanus cajan (pigeon pea) is the source of this 1949-nucleotide messenger RNA. RefSeq names its product Cytochrome P450 superfamily protein (gene LUT1). Gene Ontology annotation, cellular component: chloroplast. Gene Ontology annotation, biological process: carotenoid biosynthetic process. Gene Ontology annotation, molecular function: carotene epsilon hydroxylase activity; heme binding; iron ion binding. NCBI's taxonomy places the organism in Eukaryota, Viridiplantae, Streptophyta, Magnoliopsida, Fabales, Fabaceae. The record is from RefSeq and is a predicted model, not a curated record.
AUAAAGAGAAAAAUAAAAGGCUAAGCAAAUAGUUAGUUGAGUGAGUGAGUGACGGGUGGUUCGGGGUUCCCCCACCGUUAGUCGAACUGGAAAACUUCCCUCACGAGCCAAUCCUCAAACAAUGGCUUCGUCACUCUCUCUCUCAGCCUCUCUCGCGCCCUUCUCUCUCUUCCCUCACCGCAAUCCAAAACCUUAUCCACUUCUCCACCGUUUCUCCGUCCAAUCCUCCGUCAACAAAAACCCCGACACCGCAACCAAGUCCACUUCCUGGGUCAGCCCCGACUGGCUCACCUCCCUCUCCCGCUCCCUCACCGCCGGCAAAGACGACUCCGGCAUCCCCCUCGCCGCCGCCAAGCUCGACGACGUCUCCGACCUCCUCGGCGGCGCGCUCUUCCUCCCCCUCUUCAAGUGGAUGCAGGACUACGGCCCCAUCUACCGCCUCGCCGCUGGCCCCCGAAACUUCGUCGUCGUUAGCGACCCUGCCAUCGCCAAACACGUGCUCCGGAACUACGCCAAGUACGCCAAGGGCCUCGUUGCCGAGGUCUCCGAGUUUUUGUUUGGCUCGGGAUUCGCCAUUGCCGAAGGUCCUCUCUGGACGGCAAGGCGCCGGGCUGUGGUUCCAUCGCUUCACAAACGUUACUUGUCUGUUAUAGUGGAUAGGGUGUUUUGUAGAUGUGCUGAGAGAUUAGUGGAGAAGCUACAACCUGAUGCACUCAAUGGAACUGCAGUUAACAUGGAGGAGAAGUUUUCACAGUUGACUCUUGAUGUUAUUGGUUUAUCUGUAUUUAACUAUAACUUUGACUCGCUCAAUGCGGACAGUCCUGUUAUCGAGGCUGUUUAUACUGCAUUGAAAGAGGCAGAAGCACGAUCAACCGAUCUUUUACCAUAUUGGAAGUUUAAAUUUCUUUGUAAGAUAAUUCCAAGACAAAUAAAGGCUGAAGAGGCUGUUACCAUUAUCAGGAAAAAUGUUGAGGAUCUUAUUGAAAAAUGUAGAGAGAUUGUAGAAUCUGAGGGUGAAAGAAUUGAUAGUGAGGAAUACGUGAAUGACACCGAUCCUAGUAUCCUCCGGUUUUUGCUUGCCAGCAGAGAAGAGGUUUCCAGUGUGCAACUAAGGGAUGAUCUUUUGUCACUAUUAGUUGCUGGUCAUGAGACCACUGGUUCAGUGCUGACCUGGACACUUUAUCUUCUAAGCAAGGAUUCUUCCUCAUUGGCAAAAGCACAAGAAGAGAUAGACAGAGUUUUGCAGGGAAGGCGUCCUGCCUAUGAAGAUAUUAAAGAUCUUAAGUUCUUGACACGCUGCAUUAUGGAAUCACUCCGACUCUAUCCACAUCCUCCGGUAUUGAUAAGAAGAGCUCAAGUUCCUGAUGAGCUUCCUGGCGCUUACAAAGUCAAUGCUGGUCAAGAUAUUAUGAUUUCUGUAUACAACAUACACCGUUCUUCUGAGGUUUGGGACAGGGCUGAAGAGUUUGUGCCAGAAAGAUUUGAUUUGGAUGGUCCAGUGCCAAAUGAAACAAAUACAGAUUUCAGAUUCAUUCCCUUCAGUGGAGGGCCCCGCAAGUGUGUUGGUGACCAGUUUGCUUUAUUGGAAGCUAUAGUUGCUCUUGCAAUCUUUCUACAGCACAUGAACUUCGAACUGGUUCCUGAUCAGACUAUCAGUAUGACUACAGGAGCAACAAUACACACGACAAAUGGCUUGUACAUGAAACUGAGCCGACGGUUGAAAUAGUUAGCUCUCAGUUCAUCUUCUCAUGAGCUGUAAAGUUGUCUAUAACUACCAGCUUGUCAAAUUCCUUCGAAGAUUUUCUCACUUUUGUUAGUUAAUACACAAGUUAUCCAGUAAAUAUGUAUUUCUUCCAUUUUUUUUUUCAUAGUCAUUUUGAUAUUAUUUUUUUUAUAUUUUUUUCAUUGUCACUUUUCUAAAAUUAAUGGCUUAUUAAUUUUGUUUUUCA